This is a messenger RNA of Striga hermonthica, 792 nucleotides long. The record is from the annotation of a GenBank genome assembly. Lineage: Eukaryota; Viridiplantae; Streptophyta; Magnoliopsida; Lamiales; Orobanchaceae.
AUGAUAGCGCAGCACCACCACGCGUCUGCCGCAGGUCCACCUUCACAAUUCCAUCUCCUUAGCGGCAGAUUGAGGGCCCGAUUUGAAGCAAACCGAGAGCCGAGAACCAAACUUUUCUUCAUUUUUCAUUCCCAGUGGUGGGCAGCCGGUGACUCGUCUUCAGUAGCCGUUCAGUUUUCCUUUUCAGCGAACAGCCGGAUUGUGAAAUUUCAGUCAGGUUCCGCCCGUUCAAUCCACCAUAGUCGAUUGACCCUUCUGUCGGGAGUUCACACGAGCAGACUCAGCCCCUUAGAACAGCGAGCAACCGGUGUUUUCCGUAGAUUGUCCGGGAGAGAGCAGUCGGCCACACUUUUGGUUGAAGAGUUGACUUCUCUUGUUAAAGAUAAUCUUCCUUGCAAGCAUCUCAUUUUGUCGGUGGAAGAGCUGUUGGUGAAUUUUCUUGAGGAAGAUGCAAGUGUAAAUAAAGUGCUUGAGCUGAAACCAAUGAAUCCUUAUAAUCGUCUGCUUGUGCAUCGUCUUGCUGACAUCUUUGGAUUCUCUCAUCAGUCUGUCGGUGAAGAAGAAUCCAGACACUUAGUUCUGGAGCGUUGCCUAGAGACGUCAAUGCCACCCAUCCUUGUGAGUGAUUUGGUCUUGCAAUUUGAUGAAAGGCUGCCAAGUAUGACUUUUGACAAAUCGAGAUGGAAUGAAGUUAUGCCAGGGAUGCCAAUCUCCCAAAGUGCGAUGGAACAAGGAAUUUCAGUUGCUGAUAUUUUUGAUACAGAUUUGGAAGCUUUCUGGCCCCUAGUAUGA